AUGGAAGAUGUCGCACCGCUUGUGUUCGAUUUCUUCAUGGAACGGCACAUUGUUCUCAAAGAAGAGUGGCUUUCAGAUGUGCUAACGUUCUUGGCAUCAUUCUUCGAAAGGAAAACUAAAGAUGUUCUCGAUGACCCACUGCGAAUCGCCAGCUUGGUAUUUGAACAGUGGAAGUAUGCGGAUCUUGAAGACUCUACUUAUCCACUGUUGGGGCAACUUUCGAUAAACCGGGAUACUAGGAAAACACUCAUCAAUCAGCCUUUAAUUCUUCAGGUGCGUCCAUCCCUGUGUGUUUAA
This is a messenger RNA of Cooperia oncophora, 297 nucleotides long. The record is from the annotation of a GenBank genome assembly. Lineage: Eukaryota; Metazoa; Nematoda; Chromadorea; Rhabditida; Trichostrongylidae.